AUGGCCGCCGAUGGCAGCGCUGCUCAGCCGUCAGUGCCGGAGCCAGAAGAUUUCGAUCAAGACUUGAAUCAUGCUACACAACAUUCGCUGUCCAGCGCCGUUCAUGCGCGCAAAUCGGAGUUCGUAAGGCCGCACCGGAUACGCAUCAAGAUUGGAUCGUGGAAUGUGGCCGCUUCGCCAGGAACGGAUAAGGACCUUGCGAGCUGGUUCGUGGAGGGUAGAGGCUUAGAGCCGCAUUUCGAUACCCAUCUUGCCGACCAAAGCCUGAAGGCAAGCGGAACACUCGAAGACGAUACCGGCGAUGGUAGCAAUGGUGACGAUGAGGAUGGCGACACACAGAGUCAGGAUAAGACUUACGUCAACGUGUCGAGCAAGAAACGAAGCGAAAAAACUUCCGAAGCCGAAUCGCACACCGAUGACGAUCCAGACAAUGUUAAGAUUCGUCUUGUGGGAGGCUCCGAUAUUGGCCUGUAUGUCUUGGGACUUCAGGAGAUCAUAUCGCUCAAUAUCAUCGCCGGUUAUGCAGACACAACAGCAACAGAAAAGUGGCAGGCGGCCCUCGAAGCCGCAAUGCCGCCAUACUACAAGCUGAUCGCGUCGCAGCAGCUGUCGGGUCUUUUGCUUCUGAUAUAUGCAUCACCAGAUGUUGCAGCAACCAUUUCGAAUGUGUCGACUGUCGCAGUCGGUACUGGAUUGCUUGGGUAUAUGGGCAAUAAGGGCGGGGUGUCGACACGUAUUGUGAUGGGCGAAACGACGAGAAUUGUCUUCACCAACAGUCACCUGGCCUCCGGCCACGACCAAACAAAUCUCGAGCGCCGUUGGUGGGACUAUAAUCGGAUAUUAGCACAGACUCAGUUCAGCCCUAUCAGUCAUAGUGCCAUCCCUCAAGAAGAAGGCGAGAAGAUCGGAGACGAGGAUUUUGCAUUUUGGUUCGGUGAUCUGAACUUCCGUCUAGACGGGCUGCCUGGGGAUGACAUACGCCGUCUUCUUAUGCUCCAUACUAGAGGUGAAUAUGGUGCGAAGAAGGAAAUUGGCAAAUCUAUGUCUGAUGAGGAUGGUGUCAUCAUUAUGCACAACAAGGAUGACGCAAGCUCAGAUGGCACCAAUACGCCAGGCAUGGUCUCUCGAGAAGCGAGUUUCGACCAGGGCGAUGAUGACAAGGAGGAGCUCCCUGAUCCAGAUGACUUUGUCCCAGAUCCUCACGAUGAUCCGGCUUCUCUUCAGGCCACGCUUGACUCUUUGCUACCUCAUGAUCAGCUUGCGCAGACUAUUAAAAAGCGAAAGGCAUUUCACGAGGGUUGGUCCGAGGGUCCCAUCACGUUUCUCCCUAGUUAUAAGUACGACAUUGGGACCGUCGGAUUGUUUGACUCUUCAGAGAAACGCCGUGCUCCAAGUUGGUGCGAUCGCAUCCUGUUCCGGACAAAGACGGAUCUGGAUAAUUACAGGACGAAAGUCGUGGAAGAGGCGGAGGCCAAAAAGCGAGAUGAAGAUAUGAAGAAACGAGGCAUCGACACGGCAGCGGACGACGAGAGCGUUCUAUUCGACUAUGAUCCGGACAAAGACGUUUCCUCUUCCUCGGUCAAUGAUAACGCUUAUGAUUAUGAUGAGUACGACGAUGGAAAUGAAGAAGCUGAGGGUGAAGGUCAAACUGUGUUCACAAGAGAGGGCUUUGAGGAUCAUAUCCGUCUGGAUCUCUACACAACACACCAGCGUAUAACUAGUAGCGACCACAAGCCAGUAGUGGCGCUGUUCACACUUGACUACGAUGCCGUCGUCCCGGAACUCAAAGCCAAAGUCCAUGCCGAAGUGGCUCGAGAGUUGGAUCGAGCAGAAAAUGAGGGAAGGCCCGGCAUCACAAUUGUAGUCGACACCAAGGAGGGAGGCCAUCAUGAAGAUGAAGGCGAUGAUGGAAGUGGCGGUGUCGAUUUUGGUAACGUGGCAUUCUUGCAGCCUUCAACGAGAUCGCUUACGAUUGCGAACACUGGCGGUGUACCUGCAACAGUCAGUUUUGUUGAGAAGCCAGGCAUCGAAGACGAUUCGGACGACACGACCAGGAAUUCUGAUACCGAGUGGCUGAGCGUUUCGUUGCAUCACUCCCCCGACACCAUGCUUCAAGAUAGCGAGACUCAGUCCAAGAAGGAGACGCACGAAAUUGUGCUCGAACCGGGGGAAACAGCCUCGGCAACUCUCGCUAUCUCGGUGGCUUCGAUUUCUCUCCUACGGUCUUUGAACUCUGGCACUGCAUCCUUGGAGGAUGUACUGGUGCUUCGGGUUGCUGAUGGUCGGGAUCAUUUCAUUCCAAUACGCGCCGAAUGGACACCAACUUGUUUCGGACGAAGUAUCGAAGAGCUGAUUCGUGUCCCGCCACGGGAGGGGGGACUUCGAGGCUUCAUUGAGAACCUUCAGAGGGAGGAAAAGGACGUUGGAAAAGAUUGGAAAGGCGGCAGUAUUCCGUACAGCCUAGACGUUCACUCUUCGUCGCCUCCCGAGCUUUACAAACUGACAGCAGCGGUUGAGGCUCUGUCAGAACGAGUAAUUGCGGACGAGACCAUGGUUCAAGAGGACGCUGUGAGAGUCCCACGAGACAAGGCAGGGUGGCCAUUUGCCGAAAAGCAUCCUUCAACGGACCAAGAGAGUGACCGCAGCACUCAUCUUGCGUCCAUCAUUCGCGCGCUGGACACUGAUAAUCCCACCAAUCUCCUAGAUGCUGUUCCCAAGACGGAGAUCUCAACCCUUGUAAAACUCGAAAUUUUUGCCGACGCUUUGCUCAUCUUUCUGCGAUCUCUCACUGACGGUAUCAUACCUGCUCAUUUAUUUGCGAAAAUCGAAAUGUCUCUCCCAUCACUUGGUUCCAGCUCUACAAGUACGAGAUCAGCUCAGGAAAUUGAGGAUGACAAGAGUGCUAUUCUUGACAUUUUGUCUGCAGCACCGUACAACAACAUCUCAUUUGUCUUCGUUACGAGCAUGUUGGCAAAAUUGGCCGCAGACGUGACGCCUCUCAACACAAAAGAACUUGAGAUACUAAAUUCGGAUGUCAAGAGUAGGGGCAAAGCCCGAAGUCUGAGCUUCAGAAAGAGCAUAUUGGGCGCGGCUGGAUCUGGCGUGGAUCAAGCCGCACUUCAGAGGCGAACUGGUUGGGAACGAAGGGUUGCAGAGAUUUUUGGACCUGCUGUGUGCCGGAGCGGCAACGCUGGUGGCGACAAGAACAAGGAGAAGGACAGGAGGGCGAGCGAGGUACGGAUGGCCGGUGUGAUAGAGAUAUUUCUCAGGAGAAGAGAUGUGAAUCGAUAG
This is a messenger RNA of Pestalotiopsis fici W106-1, 3291 nucleotides long. RefSeq lists its product as uncharacterized. NCBI's taxonomy places the organism in Eukaryota, Fungi, Ascomycota, Sordariomycetes, Amphisphaeriales, Sporocadaceae. The transcript has a single exon. The record is from RefSeq and is a predicted model, not a curated record. The coding region runs from base 1 to 3291 and encodes 1096 amino acids. Gene Ontology annotation, molecular function: phosphatidylinositol-4,5-bisphosphate 5-phosphatase activity. Gene Ontology annotation, biological process: phosphatidylinositol dephosphorylation.